UUUUUUUCUCUCUUCCAUUCCUACUCUAGCUUCUGUAGCUAGCUCCACCCCUCUCUGCCUUUCUCUCUCUAGCUCCAGUCCGUAGCUCGCUCGCUCGCUAGAUUCUGCAUGGGCGCUGCUGCUGCUGCUCUGCUGCUUCGGGAUCGCCGCCCCUCCUCCUCCACCCCGCAUCCGCUCGUCGUCAUCGUGUGACUGAUUCUUGGCCCGAUCCAUGGUGAUGGCCAGCGCCGGCGUCAACAACAUGCCCGCCGGCCCCAGCGCCGGCGCCGAGGGGUCAGACCCGGCCGCCGAAUGCCGCCUGCGCAGGCGCCGACGCCUCGCCCUGCUCCGCCACGUCACCAGCACCUCCGCCGGCUCCGACGAGAGCGCCGCCGUCGCCGCCGCAGCGGGGAGCGAGGAGAAGGUGCAGACCACGACGCCCACCUCGGAAUCCUCCGAGGAGGAACCUGAGGGUGCCUCUGCCGCCGCCGCCGCCGCCGCCAUCAACGUCGCUUCUGCAACGACGUCGCUUCCUUCCGAUGCCGGGACGGCAGCCGCGGUGUGGCCCGUGGCGUUCGGCUCCGUUGCGCUAGCGGGGCGGCUGCGGGAGAUGGAGGACACGGUGUCGCUGCACCCGAGCUUCUGCGUCUGGGCCGACGGCUCGCCCAUGCACUUCUUCGCCGUCUUCGACGGCCACGGCGGCCCGCACGUGGCGGCGCUGUGCCGGGAGCAGAUGCACUCCAUCCUGGCGACGGAGCUCGCCGCUGCGGCCGCCGCCCAGGGUCACGGGGACGAGGAGGGGUCGUGGCGGGCGGCGCUCUCGCGGAGCUUCGCGCGCGUGGACGCGCUGGCGCCGGAGUCGUGCGCGUGCGGGCGGGCGGCGGCGGGGUGCGCGUGCCCGCUCUCGUCGGGGCAGCGGGGCGCCAUCGUGGGGUCGACGGCCGUGGUGGCGCUCCUGGUGCGCGACCGCCUCGUCGUCGCCAACUGCGGCGACUCGCGGGCCGUGCUCUGCCGGGGCGCGCACGCCGUGCCGCUCUCCGAAGACCAGAAGCCGGACCGACCAGAUGAGAGGGCAAGGAUCGAGGCGAUGGGCGGUCGGGUCAUGUUCAUCAACGGGGCACGCGUCAGAGGGAUCCUCGCCAUGUCCCGUGCACUAGGGCACAAGCUCCUGAAGCCUGAAGUCAUAUGUGAGCCGGAGAUCACCAUAACCACAAGGUCGGACGAUGACGAGUGCCUGAUCCUUGCGAGCGACGGGCUGUGGGAUGUGAUCUCCAAUAAGGUGGCCUGCGACGUCGCGCGGCAAUGCCUGGAAGACGGAAGCCCGACAAGAGCGCGCACAGCUGAGAGCGGCGAAGCCGGUCCCAGCAGCAGCGGCGCACCAGUAGCGCAACAGCCAGAGCCUCGCUGCUACCGUGCAGCUGCUCUCCUUGCGAGGCUCGCCCUCGGAAGGGAGAGCUCUGAUAACAUCAGCGUGGUUGUGAUCGAUCUGAAAGCGAGGGGUUAGGCAUAUGAUAUAAGAUCAGCUUAGACUUUGCAGACAAAAAAUCAGCUUAAACUCUGAGAUUUUCUUUGUUCUUUAGAUAUUUAGCUCCUGGUUCUUCAGUGGCUGGUUGGUUAUAUUCGGCGAAGAGUCCGAUAAACAAAUUAGUAAGUAGAGUGGAUGAAACAUUGCCAUGGAUAGAGAAAAAGAGAGGGAAAGUGAUAGUUUAUAAAUGGAUGCAUGAUUGCAAAUGUACAAAAUAUGAUGCUGACAUUUAUGUUCAAUACGGUUCCCAUUUUUCUCA
Lolium perenne is the source of this 1763-nucleotide messenger RNA. Its product is annotated as probable protein phosphatase 2C 37. NCBI's taxonomy places the organism in Eukaryota, Viridiplantae, Streptophyta, Magnoliopsida, Poales, Poaceae. Gene Ontology annotation, molecular function: protein serine/threonine phosphatase activity; cation binding. Gene Ontology annotation, biological process: protein dephosphorylation. The record is from RefSeq and is a predicted model, not a curated record.